Lathyrus oleraceus (garden pea) is the source of this 1118-nucleotide messenger RNA. RefSeq names its product embryonic abundant protein VF30.1. The transcript is spliced from 3 exons. The coding region runs from base 70 to 873 and encodes 267 amino acids. The record is from RefSeq and is a predicted model, not a curated record. NCBI's taxonomy places the organism in Eukaryota, Viridiplantae, Streptophyta, Magnoliopsida, Fabales, Fabaceae.
UGAUUCUGUAACACUUUCAAAUACACUCACUAAUUCUUACACAGUUAUCAUUUCUUCAUAGCCACUCCAAUGGAGUUUGCACAUCUCACUGUUUUAUCUCUCUUUUGUUUGGCUUUCGUCGGAAUCACUGCAACAUCACCUGGAGAAGAUUAUUGGCAAUCUAUUUGGCCAAACACUCCAUUGCCAAAGACCUUCUCUGAUCUAUUGAUUCCUAAUGGAAAAACUAAUGGUCUACCCAUCAAAAUCGAAGAAUUGAACCAAUACUCGACGCUAUUUUUCGAACACGACCUUCAUCCUGGGAAAAAGUUUGUCUUGGGUAACAGUCAUCCGGUAGGAAAUAUAAUUCGACCAUUCAGAAAAUCAAGACAAGGUGUCACAGAUUCCAUAUGGCUGGCAAAUAAAGAUGAACAAAGUCUCGAGGACUUUUGUUAUAGUCCAACAGCUAUAGCAGAACACAAACAUUGUGUAUCAUCCUUGAAAUCCAUGAUUGACGAGGUGAUUUCACAUUUUGGAACAACAAAGAUUAAGGCAAUUUCAAGUAACUUUGCCCAAAAUCAAGACCAAUAUGCUGUGGAAGAAGUGAAAAAGGUUGGAGAAAAUGCUGUGAUGUGUCAUAGAUUGAAUUUUGAAAAUGUAGUAUUCAAUUGCCACCAAGUGAGUAAAACUACCGCAUAUAUGGUCUCAUUAGUGGCCUCGGACGGAACUAAAACUAACGCUUUGACAGUCUGCCACCACGACACUAGAGGUAUGAAUCCCGAGUUGCUUUAUGAAGCACUCCAAGUUACUCCUGGAACCAUCCCUGUGUGUCAUUUCAUCGGCAAUAAAGCUGCUGCUUGGGUACCAAAUCAUACCGUGGACAAUUUUAGAUGUUAAAUAUGGUUGUGCACUCAUCUCUCAUUCAAUAAUUUGAGGAUUUUCAUCUUCAUUUCACUUUCAUGUUAGAUAUGGAUUUGAGGACUACAUGUUUUGAGAGGUGCAAGAACCAGAUCAUAUAUUUUAAAUAAAACUAAUUAGAACUAUGGAAGUAUCCUAGUAUUGUAUGACCAGACGGAUCGGUACAAGGAUGUACUAGUAUGUUUGAAAUUUAUAAUAGUAAGAAAAUAUUGUGUUUCAUUUAA